Molecule: messenger RNA, 990 nt
Organism: Protopolystoma xenopodis
Lineage: Eukaryota; Metazoa; Platyhelminthes; Monogenea; Polystomatidea; Polystomatidae
Source: the annotation of a GenBank genome assembly
GUUAAUAUGCAUGUUCGCUCUCCCAAAGACUUUGAAUGGCUUAAGCAAUCUCGUUUCUAUUUUCUGGAAGAGAAUGACCAAUGCAUUGUCAGUAUUACAGACGUCGACUUCAUCUAUCAGAAUGAGUUCCUUGGCUGCACCGAUCGACUUGUGAUAACGCCCCUUACUGAUAGAUGCUACAUUACUUUGGCACAAGCACUUGGCAUGUCACUUGGUGGUGCACCUGCCGGGCCUGCGGGUACCGGCAAGACAGAGACGACAAAGGACAUGGGCCGAUGCCUGGGAAAGUUUGUAGUCGUCUUUAACUGCUCAGACCAGAUGGAUUAUCGUGGCUUGGGCCGCAUAUACAAGGGUCUUGCGCAAUCUGGUUCCUGGGGGUGUUUCGAUGAAUUCAAUCGGAUCGAGCUUCCUGUCCUUUCUGUAGCUGCCCAGCAGAUCGCUAUUGUCCUUACGUGCAAGAAGGAACGAAAAUCGCAGUUUAUCUUCACUGAUGGGGACGUUGUGGAAAUGGAUCCUGAAUUUGGAAUAUUUUUGACAAUGAAUCCUGGAUAUGCUGGUCGUCAAGAGCUCCCAGAAAAUCUGAAAAUAAAUUUCCGUACCGUCGCAAUGAUGGUGCCAGAUCGUGCCAUUAUCAUGCGAGUGAAGUUGGCCUCCUGUGGCUUCCUGAAGAAUGUUGAACUUUCAAAAAAGUUCUAUACAUUAUACAAACUCUGUGAAGAACAGCUUUCUAAACAGGUUCAUUAUGAUUUUGGACUGCGGAAUAUCUUAUCUGUUCUUCGGACACUUGGAGCUUUUAAGCGUUCUAAUCCCCAGGACGGUGAGCCAAUGAUUGUAAUGCGCGUACUACGAGACAUGAACGUUAGCAAACUUGUCGACGAAGAUGAGCCUCUAUUUAUGUCACUGAUUGUGGACCUGUUUCCCAGCAUGCAGCUUGACAAAAAGGGCUAUCCAGAAAUCGAAGCUGCUCUUCAACGUCAGGUAAUGAAUUAA